AUGACAAAUGUGGGUCCUUUACGUAUUUUAUUUUUUGGCAGUGAUAUAUUCAGUAAUUAUUCGUUACGUGGAUUAUAUAACAUCCAUAAAUCCGCGCCCAAUCUAAUUGAAUAUAUACGGGUUGUGUCGAGACCGCCGAAAUGGGGCGGGAAACGAAGAUCUGUAUUGCGAUGUCCAGCGGUUUUGAAAGAAAACGAGACUUUGGGAAUCUUACGGCGGCCUAUUCUAUGCGACAACAAAGAAGAGAUGGUUGAGAGACUGAUGCCUGUGAUCCGAAGAGAUGGAAUCAAUAUGAUUGUGUGCGUGUCGUUUGGACUGUUGGUGCCGGAGAGGGUGAUAAGGAUGGUGCAAUACAGUUUAAAUGUGCAUCCAUCGUUGUUGCCUAGAUAUAGGGGGUCAUCGCCGAUCCAGUAUGCACUUUUGAACAACGACGGUUUCACUGGUGUGACGAUUCAAAGUUUGCAUCCGACCAAAUUUGACAAGGGAGAGAUCAUAUCUCAGUCGUGUGAAUUGGAUAUAGGAGAGAUGUUGGAGGAUGCAAGGGAGAUAAACGAACAGCCUAUUUUCACCACUAGGUUAACACAUCGAUUGGGCCAAGUUGGCUCCAAGAUGUUAUGUGAAUUGAUUAAGAAUGGGGGGUAUAUAAAGAGGAAAGAAGAAGGAAAAUAUGAGUCUAGUCUGGCUCCAAGGAUCCAAUCCAGUGACAGAAUGAUACAAUGGUAUAAAUACGAUGCCAACCAGUUAUAUAGAAGAUUGAUGACAUUGGGCCCGUUGUAUACGUUUAUUAAAUGUGGCAAGAACAAAAAACAUAUAGGUGAAGAAGAUAUUGUGAAAAGAGUGAUUUUACAUGCGUUUAAUAUCAAAGAACAAAACCUAGAAAAAGAAAAAGAGAAAGAAAAAGAGACAACAAGAUCAAGUAGAAUGCCGGGAAGCUUUGAUAUAGUUGAAGACAACAACAACAAUACCAGGAUGGUAAUUCAUUGCAUCAACGGGACGUCUCUUGAGGUGGAAGCGAUCCAGAUGGCAGGGUCUGUCAAAGGCACUGCGGCACAAUUUUUGCACGACUGGAACAAACAACAACAAAAACAUUCUCCGUUGCGGGGAGUCUUUUGUUCUAUUUCAAAAAAAUAA
Molecule: messenger RNA, 1131 nt
Organism: Arxiozyma heterogenica
Lineage: Eukaryota; Fungi; Ascomycota; Saccharomycetes; Saccharomycetales; Saccharomycetaceae
Gene: FMT1
Product: methionyl-tRNA formyltransferase
Exons: 1
Coding region: 1-1131 (376 amino acids)
Biological process (GO): conversion of methionyl-tRNA to N-formyl-methionyl-tRNA; biosynthetic process
Cellular component (GO): mitochondrion
Molecular function (GO): methionyl-tRNA formyltransferase activity
Source: RefSeq, a predicted model, not a curated record